AGGAGUGGAGUCAGCCUUCUUCUGCUCCUGUUUGGUCUCCCCGCUGGAGGUCAGCGUGUGGAGGAACUGGCUCCUUGCUGGUUCAACCCUUCACACCAUCUUCAUUCUUAGCUCCUCACUGCUGCUCUCUGCUUACCUCUUCACUCCCCAUCACUCAUUCCUUCCUUCCUAUCUCGAUUCCCAGCCUCGUUCUUGGUGAGCUCGGAUAAACACGUUCGGAUGAACACUUAAGUACCUGGCCUCCCAUUUUCUUGACCUUUUUCCAUCUCUACUCCACUGGUAGCCCCAUUUUACACCCUGAACUUGAUCAUCCCCACGCUGUGCACCACCUCUACACUUCGUUCUUUGAUCACUGUUUCUUUCCCUUCCAGUUCAUUUGCUCAGGUAAACCUGGACCACACUGCUUGAACAUGAGGCAGCCCCUCUGAUGACCCGUGACUUUGUCACUGCCUGUCAGCCCAUCUGUUUUAUCCACCCUAUACGUCACCAUCUACCAUUAUGAUCCCAACCUUACGAAUAUGCUGAGGUCUCCUGCUUCUUCUGCCACCAUAACUCACCUAGCAAAACCUCCAUUCCCAGAAAAUACCACAGGAAAUACCACAGGAAACGCAAGCGAGAAAACGACAGCUAUCACCCUAGCCUCCCAGAAAGAAUCCAGCAGUACCACUCCUCUGACAACAGUCACACAAAAUGCAACCCUGACUUCCAGUGUGACAUCCAGUGUGACAUCCACUGUGACUACAACGCUGACUGGCGUACUCACGCCUAAAACACCUGUCACAAGUGCGGUAACAACCUCAGCCCAGAAAAACACAAUUGCCACAGCCAGUAACACUCCUCUUGUAACUACUAAAGAUCCUACAACCGCAUCAACCACUGACUCAACAGAUCCUAAAAACAUGAGCAGCCAGAAUGCAAGUAAUGAUCCACUCACAUCCAGAAUCCCAACUACCCACAGUGUGACCACAGACAGCGUGACGGCUAAGGAAGGCAGUCAGAUAAUGUCCACAUCUCCAGAUCCGAAUAUCACCCGAGGCAUCUCUCCUACUCUGUCUUCCUUGACCAACCUUGAAAGCACUCAGCAGCCUAGCAGGGGCCCUGUGACUUUGGCCCCCGGGACUUCAGAGCCCACAGGAAGCCCCCCGGAGGAAUCAAACAAAAUGAAUGUAACUACAAGUUCAGGCAGGAUGACAAGUCCCACCUUCACAGCUCAGGUGGCCACACUGAAACCACAGGUCACCAUCAAAGGAACUCAACACACCUCCAGGGAGACGCCAGCUGUCACUGUCAGCACUGGAGCUCAGCAACCUACAGGCUCUUCACUGGGACCUGGGACCACAUCUCUUGUCAGGAGAUCCACCAUCUCCAGCACUCAGUUGACAUCAAAUGCCCCCCAAAGCUCCAGCACCCAUUCUCCCACCUCAGUUAUUCCAACAAAUAUAGGGCAGAUCCAGUGCCAUCCUCAUGAAAAGCUGAAUGGGAGCAAACUCUCCCUGAACAUUUCCGGAGCCAACAGCUGUAAUACAGUUGCUUCAAAUCACAGACUGGUCGAGGUAUUGUGCCAAGCUGUAAAACCCUCCUUCAACAAAACUCAAGAUGAGUGCCAUAUAGAGAUGGCUCCUGGUUCACAUGCCCAGGAAGUGGACAUCAAACACAUUACUAUCAUCACAAAGCUCCAUCCCACGGACAUUUAUAAAUCACUGAAAGACGACUGGGACAAGCUAGAAGACGUGGGCGUCAGAGACAUGCAGUUUGAGGGUCAAGGGCCACCAGAAGAGAUGGAGGACCGGUUCAGCAUGCCCCUGAUCAUCACUAUUGUCUGCAUGGCAUCCUUCUUGCUCCUGGUGGCGGCCCUCUAUGGCUGCUGCCACCAGCGCCUCUCCCAUAGGAAGGACCAGCAACGACUAACAGAGGAGCUACAGACAGUGGAGAAUGGUUACCAUGACAAUCCAACACUGGAAGUGAUGGAGACCUCAUCAGAGAUGCAGGAGAAGAAGGUGGCGAACCUCAAUGGGGAGCUGGGGGACAGCUGGAUCGUGCCUCUGGACAACCUGACCAAAGAUGACCCUGAAGAGGAAGACACACACCUCUAAUCGGGGCUGCCAGCGGUCUCCAACGGUGCAGAGCUCCAGUCCAACCACCUCAAGUGCCGCUUGUGAGGGGAGGAGGAAGAUCCUUCCCCUUAGAGGGAAAGACUGGGGUAGGAGAGCAGACUCGGAGGGUCCCCUCCUCCCAGUCCCCACAGGCCUUAAUUUUUCCCUUUUCAAGCUGAACAAAUCACAUUCUGUGUAGAAUCCUCUUGUAGAAUAACCCACUAGUGCCUGAGCGCAGUGCUGCUGGGAGAACAGGAAAGAGCCAUAGAAGGGACUUUUCAAGACCAUCUACUAGCCUCCAUUCACAGACAAGAUGACUGAGGCCUAAAGAGGGUAAAGUCAAAGUCACACAGCCACUGGGUGACACGUCGGAAUGAAAACAGAGAUCCUUCAUUCAGUCCAGUGCCCGUUCCCACCACACCACGCUGCUGCAUCACCCGUGCCCUCCCUCCAGAGCGACCCUGGGCAGGGGUGGGAGCGGCCCAUCAGUGGAUGGGCGGGAGGGCAGAGCGGGGCCGGAUCCUGCCUCCGUGGGGUCUGGCUCCUUGAAAAGACAGGUCCCGUUCCUGUCUGAUGGUCUUGUCUUCCUGCCUGUGUUCCUGUCCUUUGUUCUCCUCCCUCCCUUCAUUCAGGUUUUUCAUCCUCACUCUGGUCCAGGGCCUCUGGGACUAACAGAGGUCAUUCAUGACCUUCAGUCUCUUGUUCUGGAGUCUAGUUUCCUGGUGUCUGCUUAUGAGAUCGGGACUGACAGAGCACACAAGACUCCCCCUGUGAACACGUCUGCCCACCGGCCAUCUACAGAUGAAGAGAGAAAGGGAAGCCCCUCUUUCCAGGAUGGGUCCCCACCCACCCCAAGGCUCCCCAAGUGCUGCCUGGCCUCCCACUCCCACGGGGACUAAAAUCUGCAGCAGCUACUGAAGGCAAGAUGUUUCCUGUUUCCUUGUCGCUGCUCAGCUGACGCAAUAGAGAGGAGACCCCAGCCCGGUCAUCCCCCUGAGGUUCAACAUGAAUGAGCAGCUUUAGGACAGAGCUUCCUCAGGCCCGGUAAGCAGAGAGGUGUCUGAACAGACAAUCGACUGAAACAACAGGAAGGACAGGCUUUACUUUACAUUUCAUAGGACACCCAGGGGCUUUGCAAGUUGCCGAGAGUUUUCUCCUUUAAUCCAGCCCUCUACUGCCAAAGGCCAAAGCUCAAAUCAUUGAGAUGCUUGAAGAUUCCAGUCUUCUGUGCACAGGGCAAGAAGAGCCUGGAGGUGAGGUGCGCUUCAAGCUGAGUCAGGAGCAGCCAGCCUGAGUGGAAUUCCAGCGACCUUUCACUGUCGGGCACGGAGCUAGGCCGUGCUGUGCGCCCUCAGUAUUCCUAGUGGGGCUGGCUGCCCGGCGCUCCUGCAGGUUCUGGUGGCAUCUCAGGGAAGCACAAUGCCGACCGUUGCCCAGUGGAGGGGUUUGGAGGGAGCUUAGCAGGUAGCAGCUGCAUAGACGGCACCGGAGGACUGAGCACAGCGAGGUUUCACCUGAUUUUCUGAUUUCACCUGAUUACUGCGUGGAAUUUUAAACUGCCCACGUCUCUCUGUUGCUGGGCAUAACGCCCCUAGAUCCUACUAGGAAGAUGCUUCAGAGGAUGAAAACGGUCACUUGGCCUAGGCUGCAAUAGAUCUGAUAGAAUAGGCUGUCUGCUUUGGGAUAGGUUAUUUUUUUUAAAGGAGAGGAUCUUAGGGGGACAAUCUGUGUCUUUCCUUGGCCAUCUAAUUCCCCCUUCAUAGUCUUUAGCCAUUUGAUACCAAGGGGAAGAGGAAGGCCAGAGGUUCAAGUAGGGCCCCCAGUGAGUUUCCCACAAGCUAGAAAGAUGCUAAGGUAACAAAGAUCCUGAAGUAUUUGCCCUGAUUCUUCCCUGUUUGGAGGCUGGCAGGAUGGAGAAUACCGGUUUGGGGGGAAAUAGAGGAAAAUGCCAGAGAAGGCAAUGGUACCUGACUCCAGUACUCUUGCCUGGAAAAUCCCAUGGAUGGA
Molecule: messenger RNA, 4100 nt
Organism: Odocoileus virginianus texanus
Lineage: Eukaryota; Metazoa; Chordata; Mammalia; Artiodactyla; Cervidae
Source: RefSeq, a predicted model, not a curated record